AUGCUGGGGAGUGGCAAACAUCAUUACAAAGACGCGAAAGCCUUAAGGCUAGAUGUGGCGGCCAUGUUCUCGGCAGCUGGCCGUAGCUUUCAUUCCGGAAAGGGAGGCGGCAGGCAGAAGAAGUACAUCUGCAAUGGCCCCGCAGGAGGAUGCCAGGCGACCGUGCGCGCCUGCAGGCAGAGGUCGGGAGAGUCCAAGGUGACGUUCUUCAUCCCGGAACACAACGACUGCUCUGGCGGCAAGGUCGGAGCGAAAGCGGCUGCGCUCGAGGGCUUCGCCAGUGCCGCCCUCCUUGUUGCACGGUGCAUGUUGUAA
Messenger RNA from Ectocarpus sp. CCAP 1310/34, 315 nucleotides. Lineage: Eukaryota; Phaeophyceae; Ectocarpales; Ectocarpaceae. The record is from the annotation of a GenBank genome assembly.